Triticum turgidum subsp. durum (durum wheat) is the source of this 687-nucleotide messenger RNA. The record is from the annotation of a GenBank genome assembly. NCBI's taxonomy places the organism in Eukaryota, Viridiplantae, Streptophyta, Magnoliopsida, Poales, Poaceae.
AUGGCGUCGUCCACCAUGGCACUCUCCUCCCCGGCCCUUGCCGCCAAGCAGGCCAAGAUCGCCUCCUCCAACGUGUUUGGCGUGGGCCGCAUCACAAUGCGCAACACGGCCGCCAAGGCCAAGCCCGCCGCUUCCAGCAGCCCGUGGUACGGCCCGGACCGUGUCCUCUAUCUUGGCCCGCUCUCCGGUGAUGCGCCGUCCUACCUCACCGGUGAGUUCCCUGGGGAUUAUGGGGAGCUCGAGGUGAUCCACUGCCGGUGGGCCAUGCUCGGUGCUCUCGGAUGCGUCUUCCCAGAGCUUCUCGCUCGCAACGGCGUCAAGUUCGGCGAGGCUGUAUGGUUCAAAGCUGGUUCUCAGAUCUUCAGUGAAGGUGGCCUGGACUACCUUGGCAACCCCAGCCUUGUCCACGCGCAGAGCAUCCUCGCCAUUUGGGCCUGCCAGGUCGUGCUCAUGGGCGCCGUCGAGGGGUACCGCGUUUCCGGUGGCCCGCUCGGUGAGAUCGUCGACCCCCUCUACCCUGGUGGUAGCUUCGAUCCCCUCGGGCGGGCCGAUGACCCCGAGGCGUUUGCGGAGCUCAAGACCAUCGUCACCGGCAAGGGGCCCCUUGAGAACCUUGCCGACCACCUCGCCGAUCCCGUCAACAACAACGCCUGGGCAUUCGCCACCAACUUCGUCCCCGGCAAGUGA